Messenger RNA from Monosiga brevicollis MX1, 2853 nucleotides. RefSeq lists its product as uncharacterized. The record is from RefSeq and is a predicted model, not a curated record. NCBI's taxonomy places the organism in Eukaryota, Choanoflagellata, Craspedida, Salpingoecidae. Gene Ontology annotation, molecular function: protein binding. The transcript is spliced from 5 exons. Bases 1 to 2853 code for a protein of 950 amino acids.
AUGGCGACGCGAUCAGCUACCGCAAUGCUGGGCGCGAGCUCGGAACCGGCUGUGCGCGGACGACCGAGAGGGCGGCCCAGGGGUCGCGGAACGGCAGCGCGUGGCCGUGGGCGCGCUAGCGCAACGACGCGAGCACGCGCGGCCGCGGAGACGCCCCAGGAUGCCGCUGCCGCCACGGCCGCCGCCACGAUGGCCAGCCAAUACUGCCUCGUGUUUCCCGAAUCCCCCCGCUCCGUGGCCUACGAUGCCCAACGCGACAUCCUCUGCGUGGGCCUCAUGUCCGGCGAGGUGGCCGUCUAUCGGCACCUCACCGCUCCCAUUGAAAACAGUGCCCCCGAGCUGCUGUUUCAAGCCCAUCCUCGGUACGGCAUCCGUGACAUGGGCUUCUCAGACGAUGGCCGCCUCCUCAUCACCUCCGCAUACGACCACAACGUUAAAAUCUGGAACACGAGCGACUGGACGCCCGUAACCAAAAUCACCUACGCGGCGCAGUCCCCCACCAUCUCCAUCUGCGGGGAUGAAAUUGUCAUUGCCGGCAAGCACAAAACCCCCAGCCAAGCCUCCACCCCAUACAUUGUUCAGGUCCUCUCCAUCAAGGCACAAGGCGAGAUUCUGACCAUGGACACCUCCAUGGAAGCCACCUGCGCCGCCAUUCGCGCCCCGCGCGGAGAUGUCAUCGCCGUCGGUACCAACGACGGUCGCGUUCGUGUGGUCGGUCGAAACCGCGAUGCCCCGGCCACCGCCACCAAAAUGUGCAUGAUCCAAGCCUGCGCCAGCCGCGGCGUGGUACGAAUUCACUUUCUCGACGACCACCCCGACCAGGACAUUGUCAACAUCAGCUCCGACGCCCACCCCACCGACUCGGACACCAACUCGGACAAGCCCACGCACAUGCUCAUCGGUGGUGCCAGUGGUGAAAUCAUCCUCGCUGACUAUGUCCGCGGCACCGUCCUCCACCGCUACAACUGCCACGACAUGCUCAUGGACGUUCAGAUCUGCGGACGCUACAUCACGGCCAGCUCCAUGACGCACAAGGCAUAUGUCAUUGACCGCUUCACCUGGGAGCGCGUUCUCACCCUGGCCGGCCAUACCCGCAGCGUUACCCGCACCAUCAUUUGCAACAACACCAUCGUCACCAUGGCCACAGACCGCACCAUGCGCGUCAUCCCCUUCAUCCUAGACCUUGAGUCCCAGUGCUCCCCCGAGGUGUUGCAGGAAAGAGGCAUCCCCUCGGCCGUGGUGCGUGCGCUUGAUGGCCUGGCCGACCUGUCGGCCAGCACCGCCAUGGAACAGCUUCAUGCCCGUACCCCCGCCAACAGCCUGCCCAUGGUCUUCAAAUCCACCGUCGUUCGUGAUCGAGGCACUCGCACCAAACGCGGAACCACCGCCACCACCGUCCGCGCCAAACGCCCAGCCACAGCGCCAACUACCAGGGAGGCGCGCAGUGGAGACGUCAACCCUGGCAAGCGUGCCAGCCUCGAUCCCUCCCACACCACCUUUGGAACCACCAUCGUGCCUUCCUCCAUCGACCCCAACACCAACUACCCUUUUCAACGCCCUCUCAGUGAUUCCAACCUGCCCACUUAUGCCGCGGUCGGGAGUCUCGCCGCUGCCGCCGCCAUGGCAGGUGGGCCUCACCUCGGCACCCCCCAUGCAGUCACCGGCAAUGCCACCAGCAACUCUGAUGCCUCCCCCAACUCGUCUGCCGCCCACCAAGCCACCAAGCCAACUCCGACCAAACACGCCUCCACGCCGGUCAUGGAUAUGCAGCUGGCAUCUCCAACCCCUUCCGCCGGUGCUCCCCCGACCCCGGUGCAGGGCAUCAUGCGAGACACGGUCCUGCAAUGGUCUGUCUCUGAUACCCAGCGCUGGCUCCAAGCCAUUCGCAUGCCCGAGCCCGUCCUCAAAGCUUUUCGAGACCAGAUGGUGGAUGGCGAGCUCAUGCUCAUGCUCAACGAUGACAGUUUGGAUUCACUGGUGGGAGAGCAAAGAGUUUGCUACAAUGGCCAUUUCAAGGUUGCUGACGGCGCCCAGGUUGUUGAUGAGCACGGCAACGUCAGUCUUGGGUUGAAGCUGGCCAAAGUGGCCACAGAUUUCGGUGACGAGCGCGUCGACCGUAUGGAAUUGCUGCUGCUCACGACCUGGUUCGCCAUGGAUUCCGAGGCCUGGGAGCGUGUGUCAGAAAUCAGGGCAGCAUUCGACUGGAGAAAGCUGACAAGGACCGGCAGCGACGCCAACGCUAAGAACGGUCUCGGCUACGCUCUGUGCAGCGGCUUUGACUUCUGCCAGGGAGGCACCGGUGCUUGCCACGGCACCGGCGACUUUGUGGACAAAGAGUGUGCCAGCCAGGCCGCGAUUGCCUGUUCGUCCUGGGCUCAGUCAGAUUCGGGGAGGAGCGGUGGUGGCAAGAGCGUCGACGGGGCCGACUCACGUGCGGAUCGUAUCAAGGAUGGAAGCAACCGAGGGGCUGGCAAACACGUUGCCGCAAACGGCUGCGGCCAGCAUACCAUCACCAACGAAUCCAGCAUGGGCCGGCUCGUGUCCCGAACCUGCGUCACCGACGCAGAUCAAAUGAUUGAGAGGCUGGGUGGAAAGGAAUGCGGCUGCCGAACGGGGGAGGAGGCGGUCAGCGUAUUAGCAGCGUCGCCACGCACCCCCGCCAGAGAUGACGACGACAUGUUGUUGGCGAUGGGCGUGAAUAUCAUCACGACACACGACGUUGAGGCCCUUGAUCUUGACGAGGUGUGGGUUGCAACGGCACAGUCCCUGCAGCGCCUCUUCAACCACCUGAUGGGAGCACGAGUGCAAGGUGAGCACGAUAAGAUGUCUGAUAAUCGGGCAGACUCGAGUUGA